This is a messenger RNA of Cyclocybe aegerita, 702 nucleotides long. The record is from the annotation of a GenBank genome assembly. Lineage: Eukaryota; Fungi; Basidiomycota; Agaricomycetes; Agaricales; Hemipholiotaceae.
AUGUCUUGUUUAUCGCUGCUCCGAUACUCUUCCCACGGUUUCUCUCCGUCUCUCACUGCGUACCCAACCGCGGACGGCAUUGUGCAAGGUGGUUGGGUCACUCCUUCACCCUUACUCACAAUGUCGGGCAUAAUUACAACACCGGUAUACAUCCUUUUCACCAGAGCCGACCUUACCCCGUCAGAGACGAUCUUGUCCCCCAUAGGCAUCCUCCCAGCGGAGCUCCUCAUCGAGAUAUUCUCCCACUGCGUUGCAAACGAACCCACCACCCCUCCGACCCUCCGGCAAGUCUCAUGGCGGUGGAAGAACUUAGUCGACAGCUCCCCACGGUUGUGGCAAACAAUUGUACUCGACAACGCGGACACCAAUACGAGGUUCUCCGAACACCAAGUAGCGUUGUGGAUGGAAAGGUCGAAACCGCUGAAAUACGACGUUGAACUCAAUGUUGACAACCCAGACUACAUCCUUCCUCUCCUUUCGCCACUACUGUCGUCCAUCAACCGUUGGCGGGCAUUCCGUCUCAGUGGCAAGCGCGACGAAGAAAUCCCUAUGGCGUCGUUGGAACUUACCCCCGAUUCCCUUACCCACCUACAUCUAUGCUUGCACGACUUCGAUCAAGACGAUUUUGACGACGACGAACCUCGGAUCACAUUCUCACCUAUUAACCCUGGCCAAUGCACCAACUUUGCCUUGAAUAUAUAG